Messenger RNA from Cucurbita pepo subsp. pepo (vegetable marrow), 1235 nucleotides. NCBI's taxonomy places the organism in Eukaryota, Viridiplantae, Streptophyta, Magnoliopsida, Cucurbitales, Cucurbitaceae. The record is from RefSeq and is a predicted model, not a curated record.
GGUGGAGGCAGGGAAACGAAUCCUGAAGGGCAUUACCUUAUCUCAACAUUUUUUGGAGUUGUGUGUGUCUCUCACCCUUUAAAUUUCCAUCUUCACCACUUGAAAAAUUCCUCACAUUUUUGUUCCCCAAAUCAUCACUUCCUCCGAUCUUUGUCAUCACUCCAUCCCACCAUUCUCCCAUUGAAUCCCACCAGCAUUUGGCUAAGCCACACUUGAACCUCCGCCUUUGCCGGUUGAUGGAGAACAACAAUCAAGCCCAAUCCUCCCCUUACCCUCCUCCUCCUCCUCCUCCUCCUCAGGCACCCGUCCCGGCCCCUCACUUCCACCACCUCCUCCAGCAGCAGCAGCAGCAGCUUCAGAUGUUCUGGUCCUUUCAGCGCCAAGAAAUCGAACAGGUUAACGAUUUUAAAAACCACCAGCUUCCUUUGGCUCGCAUUAAGAAGAUCAUGAAAGCCGACGAGGACGUGCGUAUGAUCUCCGCCGAAGCGCCCAUUUUGUUCGCCAAGGCCUGCGAGCUCUUCAUUCUGGAACUCACUAUUAGGUCAUGGCUUCACGCGGAGGAGAAUAAGAGGCGGACAUUGCAGAAGAACGAUAUUGCGGCGGCCAUCACGAGGACCGAUAUCUUUGAUUUCUUAGUUGAUAUUGUGCCUAGGGAUGAAAUCAAGGACGAAGCUGGAUUGGGAGGCAUGGUCGGAGCCACUGCUAGUGGAGUGCCCUACUAUUACCCCCCUAUGGGUCAACCGGCAGGGGCUCCCGGGGGGAUGAUGAUUGGGAGACCGGCAAUGGAUCCCAUCGGAGUUUACGCUCAGCCGCCGUCACAGGCCUGGCAGUCGGCGUGGCAGCCCUCGGCGGAGGACGGUUCUUACGCCAGUGGAGGCAACAGCGGGCAGGGCAAUCUUGAUGGUCAGAGCUUUUCCUUCCGUCUUCAAGAACAGGUUCUGAUUCUGGUGUUUGUUUCCCUGCAGCUAAGGUAAGGUAAGGUAAGCAAUUCUUGUGUGUAGAUGAUGAUGAUGAUCCUGCUGUGUGGUGCAAUGAAGGGGGAAAAAACUGAUGAUGCUUUUCCAUGGCGUAAAAGGAAGUGUAUUUUUCUUUUAUGUUUCCUUAUUUUUUUCAAAUGAGGUUAACUUAGAAAGUUGUAUAAACUUGAACUACAUGUGGUGGAAUUGACAUUACUUACUGUUCUUAACUUGCUGCUGUUUCAACAAUUUAUUUCUACUUUGCAUGCCAUUCAUUCA